AUGCCCAUCAGCAACGCCAACAAUACCAAUUAUGACGCCUUCAGAGAUUGUCUAUUCUCUGUCGUUGUCGAAAAGUCCACGGACGGAGUCCGUAAGGGCCGUAAACGUUCUGCUGUUGGGAAAAAGACCACUCCAGCAGAAUCAACAUUCACGGCAACAGAGCCUUCAGAGCUGACAGAUUUCUCUGAUUAUUUGGCCAUCGAGAUGUUUUCUAGCCUUCCAGAGGAGCUUAGAGGCCUUUCUCACCAUUCAGUUCAGAGCGACGCCGCUCUUUCGGAGAAAUGGUCUCCACCAUUGACGGUCUCUGGCUUGGAGGAAGUUACAACACUCAUUCCAGGAGACAUAACCGAUACCCUGACAGCGUAUGGACUUACUAACCCUCCCAAAUCUGAUCUGCAGUCUUUUUUGGCUCCUGUUCUAUCGGCAUAUAUUGCUUUUGUCACGACACCACCUCCCAAGUGGGCAGAAACCAAAAAGAAUGCUUGCGAAAUAUGCGAGCGUGACUGGGUGCCAAUGACUUACCACCAUUUGAUCCCGAAACAAGUACAUGCCAAAGUCUUGAAAAGGCGCUGGCAUGAAGAGCAUCAGUUGAACAGUGUAGCAUGGCUUUGUCGUGCAUGCCACAGCUUCGUCCAUCGGAUGGCAUCAAACGAGGAACUAGCCCGUGCAUGGUACACUGUCGACCUGAUUUGUGAAAGAGAAGAUGUUAAGAAGUGGGCACAAUGGGUCCAGCGUGUAAGAUGGAAAAAGAAAUGA
Molecule: messenger RNA, 756 nt
Organism: Rhinocladiella mackenziei CBS 650.93
Lineage: Eukaryota; Fungi; Ascomycota; Eurotiomycetes; Chaetothyriales; Herpotrichiellaceae
Exons: 1
Coding region: 1-756 (251 amino acids)
Source: RefSeq, a predicted model, not a curated record